AUCUUUUAAAUAAAUGAAAAAAUAAUAUUAUUGGGAAAACAACACCGAAACAUAUGAAUUAUGUUUUUCUAAGAAGAUAAAAAGAGGUAUAAAUAGUCGAUAAUUCGAGGUGAAAAUUAUCAGAGUCCUGAGCUUUGCCUUAACCGAACAUUAGCACCAAAAAAAUAGCAAAAUGCGUUUCGCGUUCUUCUUCUUGAUGCUGGCUGUCAUGACUGUCUAUGUGUCAGCUAAUUGUGGAACUCCUAAGCCUUGUAGACAAUGCGGCGGUGGCGGUACAAAACCAAGCGGCGGUGGCGGUACAAAACCAAGCGGCGGUGGUGGUACAAAACCAAGCGGCGGUGGUGGCGGAACACAAAGCGGUGGCGGCGUAAUACCAAGCAACGUUGGCGACCGUAACAGCAUAACAAAUCUUGACGCAUCCAACGACGGAUCCGCAGGAUUACUUAAAGCUACUGCUUUAGCAAACAAAAGUCCACAAAGUACCAUAGUUAGUGGUGACAGCGACAAUAAUACUAUAACCCACAGACAAGCAGUCGUCGACAUAAGUGACGCUCGUAUAUUAAAUGACCUUCACAUCGGAGUAAUAUAAAAAACUAUGCAGCACAAAACAGAAUAUGCAUUACUUGAAGAGAUAAAUACAUUAAAAAAGUAUUUCUUACCCAACAUCAACCGAAAAAUUUAUUUCAACAAAUAAAAUUUUAAGAUAAAAAAAAAAAUUAUUAAUUUUAUUCGAUUAUAAAAAUCAAUUUAUAUCAAAUAAAAAUAUCAUCUCUAA
Molecule: messenger RNA, 775 nt
Organism: Microplitis mediator
Lineage: Eukaryota; Metazoa; Arthropoda; Insecta; Hymenoptera; Braconidae
Exons: 4
Coding region: 173-589 (138 amino acids)
Source: RefSeq, a predicted model, not a curated record